This is a messenger RNA of Lontra canadensis (Northern American river otter), 647 nucleotides long. RefSeq names its product pterin-4 alpha-carbinolamine dehydratase 2 (gene PCBD2). Gene Ontology annotation, biological process: tetrahydrobiopterin biosynthetic process. The transcript is spliced from 4 exons. Gene Ontology annotation, molecular function: 4-alpha-hydroxytetrahydrobiopterin dehydratase activity. The record is from RefSeq and is a predicted model, not a curated record. The coding region runs from base 97 to 489 and encodes 130 amino acids. Lineage: Eukaryota; Metazoa; Chordata; Mammalia; Carnivora; Mustelidae.
GGGGGUCACCCGCACCGCUCCCGGCUCCCGGCCCGCCCGGUGGACGCCUGCGGGCUGCGGGCAGGCAGCGCGCCGGGCAGCCCUGGGCCGGCGGCCAUGGCGGCGGCCCUAGGAGUGCUGGGGCUGUCGCGGCUCCUCCUGGCGACGCUGCGGCGCCGCGGCCGGAGUUUCUCGGCCACGGCAGCAGAUGCUCGCCAUUUGACAGCAGAGGAGAGGAACCAAGUUAUCCUUGACCUGAAAGCAGCAGGAUGGUCAGAAUUACAUGAGAGAGAUGCCAUCUACAAGGAAUUUUCCUUCAAAAAUUUUAAUCAGGCAUUUGGCUUCAUGUCCCGAGUCGCCCUGCAAGCCGAGAAGAUGAAUCAUCACCCGGAAUGGUUCAAUGUGUACAACAAGGUGCAGAUAACCCUAACGUCGCACGACUAUGGUGGACUGACCAAGAGAGAUGUGAAACUGGCCAAGUUUAUUGAAAAAGCAGCCGCUUCUGUGUGAUUUUUUUUUCUAAAGUGUGUGUCAAACCCGGUGCACGUCUUAGCCAUCAUGUAUGUGGAAGGCAGUUCACAUGAACAAAUUCACUUGUCAGUUUAAGCUCACCUUUUGAACAGUGUUUUGUACAAUCAGUGCUUAAUUACAAAAUGAUUUAAAUUUGA